AUGAAAACCUUGAAGGCAAUGAAUAUAUCCCACAGUCCAUCCAACAGCGAUUUGUGGGCAGAUUUAUUCGAGCAAUGGUUACGUGAUGCAGAUGAGCUUCUAGAUGAUGACGAAGAUCCACCGGCUUUCGAUCCGUCAGAAAUUGGAGCGACGCGCUGUUUGGCCGUUGAAGAGGUGGCUACAGUGCAAGGUUUUUAUCAAAACAUAACUUGUACUCCGCAGCCUGACGCAUUCAAUCCGUGCGAAAAUAUAGUAGGGUAA
Molecule: messenger RNA, 261 nt
Organism: Strongylus vulgaris
Lineage: Eukaryota; Metazoa; Nematoda; Chromadorea; Rhabditida; Strongylidae
Source: the annotation of a GenBank genome assembly